This is a messenger RNA of Penicillium manginii, 1107 nucleotides long. RefSeq lists its product as uncharacterized. The record is from RefSeq and is a predicted model, not a curated record. Lineage: Eukaryota; Fungi; Ascomycota; Eurotiomycetes; Eurotiales; Aspergillaceae. The transcript has 3 exons. The coding region runs from base 1 to 1107 and encodes 368 amino acids.
AUGGCAACAAAUCCAGUGGAUCAAGACGAUGAGCGUGAGCAGAUCUCUCAAAGUCUCCUACCGACUUCUUUUGCAUGCUCUUCUUUGAGUCGACUUUCCGGUGGCACUGCCAAUUUCGUAUAUCGGGGCACAUUAUCCGGGUCCACAAAAUCCAUCAUCAUCAAACAUACCAAAGGACAUUCUGCAUCGAAUCCGAACUUCAAGAUUGAUAGUAAGAGAUGUCACUUUGAAGUGGCCAUUCUCCGCACACUGAGCGAUCUACCGCCAUAUGUUGAGGCUGGUGUGACUGUCAAAACACCUGAACUCCUACAUUUUGAUACAGAUACAGAUACACAGAUUUUGGAAGAUCUCCCUGGCUCUGUUGAUUUGAAGACCUUCCUCCUUUCUGAUGUGUCAAGCGAGUUAUCCAAAUCAUCGGCUGAAGCUCUCGGUCGCGCGCUCGGAUCCUGGCUGCGAUCGUUUCAUGACUGGGGCAACAGCAAAGAUCAAUCGGGAUGCAAGGCAGCCCUCGGCGAAAAUGAAAGCAUGAGACAACUCAAAUUCUGGGUGAAUUACACCAUGUUGCUUGAUACUAUUGCGAAUUUCCCCGAUAUCCUCGACCCGAGUCGCCAUGUGUUUGAACAAGUUCGCGACUUUGCUGCGUCCGAGUUGACGAAACAGGACCACGACGAUGAAUUCGGAAUUAUCCAUGGUGAUUUCUGGAUUGGGAAUGUUCUUAUUCCCAACGUUGCGGUUGCCAGUCAAGUGGAUACCACUCUGUUCGUUGUUGACUGGGAGUUGGCGCAAAUCGGUACUCGGGCCUUAGAUCUCGGGCAGAUGAUCGCUGAGCUAUACGAAACGAACCUUUUCAAAGGGUCAGAGGCUGGCAUGUGGAUCAUUCAAGGACUCCUUGAGGGAUAUGGCAAUUUGAGUGACAAAUUGGCAUUCCGCACAGCAAUCCACGUUGGUGUUCACCUAAUCUGCUGGGGUAGUAGAGUGCCUGGAUGGGGUAGCAAAGAACAAAUUGCAGAUGUUGUAAAGAUUGGAAAUGACAUGGUUAUCGGAGGCUGGGCGAAGGACAAAGAAUGGUUUGAGAAUCAUGGACUUGGCUUCUUUUUCAAGAAAUGA